Messenger RNA from Anguilla rostrata (American eel), 4142 nucleotides. RefSeq lists its product as uncharacterized. NCBI's taxonomy places the organism in Eukaryota, Metazoa, Chordata, Actinopteri, Anguilliformes, Anguillidae. The record is from RefSeq and is a predicted model, not a curated record. The coding region runs from base 373 to 1377 and encodes 334 amino acids. The transcript has 6 exons.
AAGCGAGAGAAUGAGGAAGUAUGUCUGGACAGUUUUUCUUUUUUCCUUCUCCACAGUGUGAUCAAAAGUGACUCACUAGCGAAUGAAAGUCAACGGCAUGAGAGAGGUGGCAACUAGGAGGCAACUGAGAGGAGGAUUUUAUAGGAAGAGAGAGAGACAGGGAGAGAUGGAGUAAGUCAGAGAAAGAGGGAGAGAGUAAGAAAGAGAGAGAGAGAAGGAAGAGAGAGAAAAAAGUGAAAGAGAGGCAUGCAGACGCAGGAGGGUGUGGAGGUGAUAUUGUGCCAGUACUGUCCGUGACCGCGCUGUGUGGUCACCACGACCAUCGCUCAGUACCAACAGCCCUCGAAAGACUAGAGGACGUUACGUAGCAGCAUGGCCCCAGUCGCGAUGCUGGCAUUGGGCUGGACAGCCGCGAGGUCACUGUCCCCGGAGUUAAUCCUCGCUGCCCUGCUCUGUCUCAUCGCACUCAUAAAAUUCCUCGCCAUCUGCUCCCAGUGCAACAGAGAGACAUUUGAACCGAAAGAGCCCUCUCAAACAGAGAAAUCCCCAUCGUCUCUGAUACAGGUGGUUAACCUGGAGGACACUGCCAUGUCCACAGAGAAUCCCUGUUUUGAAUAUGUCGCAAAAGAUGAACAAGUUCCGAGACCCACGUCACAGAGAGAAUCCACUCAGGUGUCUAUGGAAUCUGGGCAAGUGUGGUACACACCAUGGAGAAGCCACACCAAUUCACUGAACCACCAAGAUCACAUGGGCAACUCACUCAAUCAUGAACCAAACCCAGCCGAGUCUCCGGGCCGCGCUUUUGCCAGAGCUCCAACACCCUCUGGAGUAGCAGCUACCCCACUGCAGGAGGGGGCGAGCAUGUGGCUCCCAUCAGCCCAUUCUGAGAUUUCAAGUCGCCCGAGAGACGCCCCAAUAGAGCGGGUUCGGCCCCUCUGGCAGUCGGAGACACGGGAAGACAACGGUGGCAUUCCGGAAAGUUCCACCGGCUCCGUUUCUCAGCAUUGGAUCAGAGCGCAGCAUACCUAUGAGAGCCUAGAAGACAUGCGGCCAGCCACCUCUGAGGAGAGAGAAAGCAACGGCUACCAGACUGUGGAAGAGUUCAAUGCCUCAGUGCCUUACCUGUCCGACAGCAUGCGAAGGGCUGGAUCAGACCUGCUGUCUCCUCCCACUGCGGAUGAGGGGGUGGAGGAAUGGAUGAUGGGCAUGGGACCGAAAGCUAUGUAUGCCCAGGUGAGCAAGAAAUGCAAGAACCCUGCCCAGCCGUCACAUACACUGCCAGAGGGGGAGGAGCCUGUUCCAUUGCCCAACCUACUUCUGGAGGAAGAGGAGGAGCCUGCUCCACCACCUGUCCCAGACAGGAACUUUGAGAUGUAGGCAUUCAUUCCAACAGCUCAGCAUGUAAGGGCACUGGAAGUUAUAUACAAAAGCCAAACCUGCAUGUGUAUUUAUUAUUAUUAUUAUUAUUAUUAUUAUUAUUAUUAUUAUUAUUAUUAUUAUUAUUAUUAUUAUUAUUAAUAUUAUUAUUAUUUUAUUACAGGAUGGUAUAGCUGGUAGUAACAUAUGCAUACACACACAAUCAUUUAUCUGAAAACUUUUCAAAAAGGUGUUAAACAUUGCCUUUCUACAUGUUUAGGAAUAGAUACAUUCAGAGAUUGCAGGUGAAAGAGAAAUCAUCAAGUAGAGUUCUGAUAAGAACUGGAAGGAACCCCAAUAUUUUGUGGAACAGCCCACAUCUGAUCUCAUCCCAGUUAAAUGUAAAUGACAGCAAUCGCAUCCCAAACUCAGUUCAGUUUACACAUAAAUGAAUGUGCGUGUAUGCCAAAAGGACAGUUAUAGUUUAUAGGCAUAAUGAAACAUACCACUUGAAAACCCAUCACACGGUACAUUUUAAAAAUCUGUUCUCAGGCAAUUUCCAGUUGCAUGUAGACCAUACAUCAUUGCUAAACUACUUCUUCAAGGUGGGGGGGACUUUAUAUUCCUGUAAAAUAGCUUCAUUGUCUAUGUUUUAUCCAACUAUUGCGUUCUUUCUGUUUUUCUUGUCGCUUUUGUUUGUUACAUACAGUAUAUCCUGGUGUUGACGCAACAAGUAUUGAUUUCCCAACCUAAACAUGGAUUAUCGGAUCAUUAAAAUAGGGUAGGAUAUGAUCCAUUUGCUCUGUCAGCAAUGUCCUAUCUUGGUUCGAGGCGAAAGUGUGCCAAAUGCAUGACCCCAGCCAAUCAGGACAGCCCAGUCCCUUUAAAUGAGCAUUGUUCCCAUCACCAGGGUGUAUCUUUAUUUACCGCCACGGUAUUUGCUCUCUGUCGCCAGCACAGGCAGUUUGGCACUGUCCCAGGCCCGCAUUGCAUCACACUAUACGAUCUGUCAAAUGUCUGAGAUUCAUUUGAGCAUUCCAGACCUUUAGACAUUCGGCGACACAGCGCCCCACCUACAGCCAACAACUGAAACCGCUCCCAGUCUUGAGUCACGGUUGGAACGACAAGCCAUUAGAACCUGUGGCUUGUCAUGUCAUAGUACAGAAAUGUAUAUUUUUAUAAUAUAUAACAGGAAUAUCAUGAUAUUUCCUUUCACACUAAAAAUUCCUUUUCACAAUUAUAUGCCUGUAUUAUAUUUGUUAAAAUACGUAUUCGAAAUGCAUGCUACUAACCAGAUCUACAAACAUAUGAGAGAAGGAUAUUGUUCUCUGAUUAAUUUAUUUUUUGUCAGUAAUCUGCAGAACUUUUACUGUGGUACUGUGAAUGGGCCAAUCAGCAAGCAGGACUGGAACUCCAUUUUAUAGUGUGCAAUAUCAAGAGCUAUGUCUCUCUAAUGGCAGACAGUCCUGUUCAUCUGGUCAGCCUGCUGAAAGGUGGUAGAGACGUAAGAAAUAGCCAGGAUGAAGGCGAUGCGGGCAGUCCCUGAUAAUUGGCGAACGCAUUAGAGACAACAUAAGGAACAUAUGAGCUGACCAUAUGGUUGCUAUACAGAAUAUGUGCUGUUACUCUCGUGGUAACAGGCACACAGGAAGUAUAGAAGCAGAAAAUUGGUUCUGCAAUAGAUCACUGAAAACUGAUCACUUACUGUACGUCACAAUUUGUUCCUGUAUUAGGUCUCUGUUAGGUUUAAAUAGGACUAUAUCUGAAAAUAGUAUUUGCAUACAGACCUUGGACCUCAGAUGUAUUCUCUGACGUCUUUGAUGCAAAUUCCAAGCAACUGUUAAAAGAAUUAGGUCUUGUUAGUAAAGCUAACACACUUGCACAUUUUGGGUCGCUAUGUACAGAAAACAUUGAAUUCAAAUUCUUCUGAACUUGUAUUGAUAUCUCCAUAUAGUUGUGGAUUGUGACCCCCUCUCGAAGGCUGUGAUUCGUCCUUGAAACACCUGUGUAUAAUUUGUCUGAUGAUUGUAACUGCACAACUACAGUCAUGUAAAUUAAUAAUUUAUCUCUGUGGGAUGGUACAUUAAUUUGUGAAUGACACACCAGGCUUUUGAUUACAAAUCUUUCCUUGUUUUCAAAGCACUCUGUUUGAAAUUGUUUAAUUAAUGAUACCGAUUUAGGUUUUAUCCAUUGUCUUAAAUAAACAAUUAAUUACACAUUAGAACAGUUCUAUAAAGUAUUGUGAUUAUUUCUCUAUAGCAUUCACAUAUGGCAUUGUUACCUUACUAGUAUCUACUUUAUGUAUAGACACAUUCAUCAGUAAACGUUUAUUUUUCAAAAUGAUCCAAUUGUCAAGUUCUCUGGUAUUAUUGGCUCACAGUGCUGACUGUUAAAACCACCUUAUAAAUGCUGGAUUUUUAUGAAACAAAAAAUGCCACCCUUAACACAGUCUCAGCCCACAAACAUAUGAUUCACUUCAAGUCACUCACACCUAGAAACCAGCAUGCUUGAAACAACAGCAAAUUUUCAUUGUCUGCCGAGUCCAAAAAAAAAUAGUAUUUCACUUUUGCAACAACUUUUUGUGUCUUAGUACUCAGACCUAGUACAUCUGAUGAAUAUGUACUAACAUGUUCUUAUUCAUUAAUUAGUAUAACACUCAACACUUAGGUCUGAUACCAGCUGUGUUCAUAUGGUUUCUUGUGUUUUCAUGCCAGAAUUGGUUUCUCCAUGGUGAAAAUAUAUUUUGCAUGCCUAUGAAAGAAUAAAAAAUGUUUGUUUAACACUAA